CGCAGUGGCGAAGAACUUGUUAUCUGCAUCAGUGCGCGCACGUAAAACCCGCAGUUUUAACGCGUGGGAGGCUGAAAAUGGUCAGAAAGCGGUCAAGUUAACACCGACAGACAGUUUAUUUCUGCCCAGAGGCGGAGGACAGAAGAGGAUUUGUGCGACAGCUGACUGUCGGUGAGCAGAGGUUUUAUCUGACUGCGGCUGGAGAGCUGCGAGCAGCGAUCAUGUGGGAGCAGGAGGAAUUUGAGAAACACUGGAGGAAUGAGUUUCCCGACGGAAAAGUCCCGCAGAUGCAGCUAAAGUCUGUGGAGGACAUCGAGUCCGAGCUGGAGACGAGCAAAGCCAACCUGAAGCGGCUGCAGAAGGCGCUGGCGGAGGAGAAAUUCAAGGUGAUCUACCUGCAGACCACCAUGGCGCGCCAGAAGAGGGAAGACCCGGAAAGCUUUGACGGCAAGGAUGAAAACUUUAACGCGGACACGUUUAAAAACCCGGGGGGUGUUAGGAGGCAGCACGAGGGCGGCGCGGGGAAUGUGAAGGUGCACGCGGCUGCAGGUAACACGACGAGCUCCUUCGGGCGGGAACGCAGCAGGUUCAGCGGUAAGACAGGUAAGCCCGUGCCCAUCCCGGUGCCGCCGCGCAGCUUCCAGAGAGGAGGGGACCCGGCCCCGACCAGCGGGCCCCAGCACAACGACAACGACCCGGGCAGCGACCGGGAGUACGAGGACGCGGGGCUCAACGAGAAUUUUGUCAGAAAUAACUUGUUGGCACCGAAAACCGGCGGCAGGGACAACCAGAGGACGUCCGGCGUCUACCGGGACACCCGGAGGCCUUUCCGCCACAGCAGAGAGUUUGACUCCGGGGACGACGGCCGGCUGUCCCCGUCCUUCCCGCAUAUUCACCGCAGAGCCUCCCGGGGCUCCGGCUGCAGCACCCCGGACAGGAGGAGCGACGGGUACCUGAGCUCCGACCACGACGACUCCUCCUCUGCAGACUUUAACUACAACACAGAUGGAUACGAGGGGGACGGAGCGGAGGACGGAAAGUCCCAGGAUGGCUCCGAGACGCUGCCCUAUAUAGAUGAAUCGCCCACCAUGUCGCCCCAGCUGUGCGCCCCCCAAGGGCCCGACGGAGAAACAGUCUCCCCCACACCACCAGAGGGCCUGCUGGCAGGGGGAGACAUCGAGAAAGGACUGGAGAUGAAGAAACUGGUGCUGUCUGGAUUCUUGGCCAGUGAGGAGAUCUACAUCAACCAGCUGGAGGCCCUGCUACUGCCCAUGCGUCCUCUGAAAGCCACGGCCACGACCUCGCAGCCCGUCCUCACCAUCCAGCAGGUCGAGACCAUCUUCUACAAAAUCCAGGACAUUUUCGAGAUCCACAAGGAGUUCUACGACGCCCUCUUACCCAACAUUCAGCAGUGGGACGAGAAGGUCACCGUGGGACAUUUGUUCCAGAAGCUGGCCAGCCAGCUGGGAGUGUACAAGGCCUUCGUGGACAACUACAAGGUGGCACUAGAGACGGCAGAGAAAUGCAGCCAGGCCAACGGACAGUUCCAGAAGAUAUCUGAGAACCUCAAAGUAAAAGGUCCUAAAGACUCCAAAGAUUGUACCACGACUGUCUCUAUGGAGGCGCUCCUUUACAAGCCCAUUGACCGUGUUACCAGAAGCACCCUGGUCCUUCAUGAUUUGCUGAAACACACUCCGAAGGACCACCCGGACUUCCCUCUCCUGCAGGACGCUCUGCGGAUAUCUCAGAACUUCCUCUCCUCCAUCAAUGAGGAGAUCGACCCCCGCAGGACUGCUGUCACCACGCCCAAAGGAGAGGCUCGUCAGCUGGUGAAGGAUGGCUUCCUGGUGGAGGUGUCGGAAAGCUCCAGGAAGCUUCGGCACGUCUUCCUCUUCACCGAUCUGCUGCUCUGUGCCAAGAUGAAGAAGACGGCUGUGGGCCGCCAUCAGCAGUACGAGUGCAAGUGGUACAUCCCUCUGGCGGACUUGACCUUCCAGACCCUGGACGACUCGGACUCGUGCCCCAGCAUCCAGGUCCUGCCCGAGCACGAGAUCGAGGAGAUGAAGAUCAAGAUCUCCGUCUUAAAGAGCGAGAUACAGAAAGAGAAGAAAGCGCCGAAGGGUCAGAGUCGCGUGGAGCGUCUGAGGAAGAAGAUGAACGAGCAGGAGUCGUGGCUGCUGCUGCACUCUCCCACCAUCCCGUUCCGCAUCCACAACAAACACGGAAAGAGUUACCUGUUCCUCCUCUCCUCCGACUACGAGAGGUCAGAGUGGAGGGAAAGCAUCCAGAAACUCCAGAAGAAAGACCUCCAGUCGUGUGUAUUAAGUUCUGUGGAGCUGCAGGUCCUGACCAGCUCCUGUUUCAAACUCCGAACUGUCCACAACAUUCCUGUCACCAGUAACAAAGACGAUGAGGAGACUCCCGGCCUGUACGGCUUCCUGCAUGUGAUCGUCCACUCUGCCAAAGGAUUCAAGGAGUCGGCCAAUCUGUACUGCACCCUUGAAGUGGACUCGUUUGGAUACUUUGUCAGCAAGGCCAAGACCCGCGUCUUCAGAGACACCGCAGAGCCUCAGUGGAACGAAGAGUUUGAGAUCGAGCUGGAGGGCUCUCAGUACCUGCGGAUCCUCUGCUACGAGAAGUGUUACGACAAAAGCAUGCUCAACAAGGACGACAACGAGAUCGUGGACAAGAUCAUGGGAAAAGGGCAAGUCCAGCUGGACCCUCAGACGGUGCAGUCCAAGAACUGGCACAUGGACGUCAUAGAGAUGAACGGGGACCAGUCCUGCCUCUUAAUUAUAGAUGUGCUGGGUGGCACGGCCCCUCGUAAAGCCGCUCCAUACGACCAUUCAGGAGGGGGGAGGGAGGGGUUGUUGAACCAGGUCCUGGUUUUCAUUCCAGACUCCAUCUGGGAUCACAGCCGCUCCCUGACAAGCUCCGUGAUUCUGUUGAUUCUGCAAUUCAGCGACCCUGCGCUCCUGCAGGCUUCAGCACCGCUCUGCCAAUCACAGAGACCUUCAAGGGCCGCCGAUAAAUUAAUGAUCAAUCUAACGGCUCCGGUGCUCCGACAUGAAUAUGGAGCAGCUCUGAAUCCGUGCCUGGCUGAGGUGCAGAACACGGGAUGGUCCUGGGACUGCAGUCAGUCUGCUGUUUUAGUGUGUUUGCAUGUAACAAGCCCCUGCAAGCGCACGCUGGUCAUCCUGGGAAAACUGCACAGCUGCUGGAAACAUCUGCCUGUAAAUGCUUUGACCUUCGCUGUUUUCUCUGUUUGUAUGAAACAAAGCUCGUGUUUGAGUGAGACGCUAAGCAGUCCACUUGUUUUCAUGCCAGUGACACUCAACUGUGCCAAAUUUGGCCUCAAAUAG
This is a messenger RNA of Plectropomus leopardus (leopard coralgrouper), 3362 nucleotides long. The record is from RefSeq and is a predicted model, not a curated record. NCBI's taxonomy places the organism in Eukaryota, Metazoa, Chordata, Actinopteri, Perciformes, Serranidae.